GCGGCCUUUUAUUAGAUGAUUGAUGUCGUCCGGGCCGACUGCUUGCACCAACGGCUCUCUCCCCUCGCUGCUUUUAGGACGUGGUUUCUGGUGUCGGCGCCGGACGUGCUGUGGACCGGGACGCCCACCUCUCUGGCCGUCACCGUGGUGUCGGAGCUCCCCGUCCAGGUGACGGCUGAACUGGUGCAGGGCGGCAUCAAAGUGAACCGAACCCUGAGCCUCCGAGGAGGUUCGACUGCGAUCCUCACGCUGCCUCCCGUGGGUACAUUUGCCCCCAUUUCGUUCCGCGACCCCCCUCUCACCCCACAGAUGAUAAUAACAGCUGCCGUUCCAGAUCCCCGGCUCCGCGGCGCAGAACUCCCCCUUCGCGUUGACGGUGACCGGCUACAGCAACGGCACGCCGGCGUUCACCGCCGCCUCCGCCCUGAGCGUCAGCCUCAGGAACGUCCGCAGCUUCGUCCAGACGGAGCGAUCCCGCUACCGGCCGGGGGACGCCGUCCGGAUCCGCAGCGUCUCCGUCCGGCUGGACAAGCGUCCGUUCCGGGGCCGCGUGAACGUGGCCGUGCAGGUGCGGCGGGUUCGCGUGUUGUUUCUGGGUCGGCGCGUGCGAUGCUGACGCUCCUCUGCCGCACCCAGGAUCCCGGUGGGGGCGUCGCGCACAGCCAGGACGCCACCGCGGACCUGGGGAUUGCGCUGCAGGCCUUCAACCUACCGCAGGCGUCCCCUCUUGGACUGUGGACCGUCACAACGACAGUGAACGGAGUGACUGAUAAGAAAACAUUCACCGUGGAGCAUUAUGCGCGUCCUCUCUUUGACGUGCUGGUGAAGACGCCUGCUCAGGUCCUGGUGGGAAACGACGUCAGAGGAUCCGUGCGAGCGCUGUACCCCAGUGGACAAGCUGUACUGGGAACACUGGCCGCCUCAGUGGCUCUGACCAGCGCAGGAUCUCCAGUCGUUGGCUCGCAGGCAACAAAGAUCUAUGGAUCGGGGGAGUUUUUCUUCAGCGGGGAGCAGCUUCGAGACCUGUACGUUUUGUCCAAAAGCAGCAGCAGCAGCCGUUUGCGAGUCACGGCGUCUGUCACCAACAAGACCAACAACUCCACCGGAUUUACUGUGAACAAAACAAUCGAAGUUCAACUGAGGCAAAACAUGUUCCUGCUCACGUUCCUCGACUUUUCGCCGACACUGAAGCCCUCUUUGAAUUUCUCCGCUACUCUCUGGGUCUGUAGAUACGACGCGCAGCCUCUGACCGCGCAGGAUCGCGCGUAUCCUGCUCUGGUCGAGGUCACUCAGAGACGACCCAACAUGAGCAACGCCGAGUCCAAAACCCUGACGCUCCAAGUGCCCGAGGACGGGAACGUCCCCAUAGCGUUCAAAUUACAGGAUCAAGUAGAGGCGCUUCUUAUUCAGGCCAGAUUCCAGUUGGUUGAGGAGACAUUGACGAUCUACAAUAACGAGUCGUCGCCCAGUGGGUCGUAUAUUCAGAUCUCCCCAAACAACUCCCUUCCAGCACAGAUUGGAUUUCCUCUUCAAAUAAAUGCCAAGAGCACAUUUGACACAACUACUCUUCACUUUGUGGUGAGCUCUAGCGGUCAAGUGGUGCAUGCUGGGACGUGGAGUUCUCUCUCUUUCUCGCUCACUCCCACAGUGUCCUGGUCCCCGGAGGCCUGCCUCACCGUCUACAGCAUCCUGCCUAGCGGAGAGGUUGUCAGUGACACCGCGCGUGUACUCAUCAACCAGCAGAACUAUGUGUCUCUGAACUGGAGCGGCACCGAGGCCCAGCCGGGCCAGAGGGUCUCGCUCAGCGUGGCCACGCUCGAGCCCAGGUCCCAGGUGGGAAUCGCGAUAACGGGGACGCGUGACGAGGCGCCACAGGACGAGCAGGGUCCAAAAGUGAAGCAGAAAUGCAAUAUGAGGACACUCACCAAUGCUGCAUUUUACAAAAAAGCCCCGGAUGAUGGCCCUAAAAAUGAAAGCCUAAUGGUGGAGACGUGCUGGGGCCCCUGUGUGGAUAUGGCUGACUCACUGCUGUGGUUAGACACUAAUACCAGCGGCGGCACAUGGACGAGCGGGAACAUAACGGUGCCAGACGGGGUGGCGUCUCUCAGAGCCGUGGGCCUGGUCAUGUCCGACAACCUGGGUCUGGGCUUCACGCCGGUGCCGCGAACGCUCACUGUGUCCAAAGAUUUCUCCCUGGCGCUGAACCUGCCCUCGCACCUCGUCAGAGGGGAAGAGAUCGAGCUCGAGGUGAACGUCAUCAACCAUCUAGAGAAAGAGAUCGAGGUCUUCGUGCUGCUCUCGCAGACCAAGGCUUUUCAGUUUGUUCUGGAAACCAGAGGAAACGUCUCGGUGAUGAAUGCCCAGAAGCUUAACGUGGGGGGCCUCCGCUCCGUCGCCGCCCUGUUUGCGAUAAGAGCCGUGGCUCUGGGCCGGAUGGAAAUAAUGGUGGACGCGGUGUCGGCCGAGGCCUCGGACAGCCUGGUGCAGAGGGUGCUCGUAAAGCCGCCGGGAGUGGAGCAGUCCUACUCCAAGACGCUGUUCCUGGAGCUGAACCCGGACGUGCACGCGACUCUCAGAGCGGUGUCCUUCUCCUUUCCGCCAAACGUGGUGCCGGGGAGCCGGAGGGCGGAGGCAGCCGUGGUCGGUGACAUCUUGGGCUUGUCCAUCAGCAACCUGGACUCCCUGGUUCAGCUGCCGCUUGGCUGCGGGGAGCAGAACAUGAUCCACUUCGCUCCCAGUCUUUAUAUUCUGCAGUAUCUGGACAGGUCCACGCUGGACAGUGUGGAGAUCAGGAGCAGGGCCCUGACCUUCCUGGCUGAAGGAUAUGUGAGACAGCUGUCCUACCAACGGGCUGAUGGUUCCUUCAGUGCUUUCGGAGCCAACGACGCCUCUGGGAGCACGUGGCUGACGGCCUUCGUGGUGCGGUGCUUCCUCCAGGCCCGGACCUACAUCUCCGUGGACGAGGGCGUCCUGGCCGGGGCCACGCGCUGGCUCCUGAGCCGCCAGGGGCCGCGGGGGGAGUUCGGCGAGGCGGGCAGGUUGAUCCACACGGAGAUGCAGGGAGGCGCGGCGGACGGCGGCCCGGUGGCGCUCACGGCCUACGCGCUCGUGGCGCUGCUGGAGGACGACGCCUUCGUGGACACGUACUCGGCCAACGUGUCGCUGGCCCAGAAGUACCUGGAGGCGCAGGUGGCCGGCGGCGCCGUCGGCAACUACAGCCUGUCGCUGGCGGCCUACGCUUUAGCCCUCGCCAACAGCCCCGCAGCCGGCGCCGCUCUGAGCCAGCUCCACGCGAGAGCCGACCUCGCAGACGACGCGAGGACGUGGAGCUCCUCCGCCGGGCGCGCCCCGGGCGACUGGCGCGUGCGCUCGGCGCAGGUGGAGAUGGUGGCGUACGUGCUGCUGGCCCUGUUCCGGCGCGGCAGCCUGGUGGAGGGCAUCGCGCAGCUGAAGUGGCUCAGCGGGCAGAGGGACCACCUCGGGGGCUACGGGACCACGCAGGACACAGCGGUCGCCCUCCAGGCUCUGGCCUGCUACGCCGCGUUCAGCGGCGCUAACGCUAUCGACCUCAAGCUCAACGUAUCUUCUCCAACGUCUCCGUUUGCGUCUCCGUUCAGCAUAAACUCCACCAACUAUCGGACGUGUCAAAGGAAGGAGAUCAACGCUGACAGAGAUGUGACUCUGGACAUCUCCAUGGAAGGACGAGGAUUUGCCAUAUUUCAGCUCAAUGCCUUUUACAGCCUGGAGGGCGACGCCUUCGCACAGAGCCAGGCCACGGACAAAGAGGCCUUCUCUUUGGCUGUUGGUGUUACCGAUGGAGGGGACCGCAUCCUCUUGGCCAUUUGCACCAGGUUGAAGGACAGUCAGGUGAUACCUCAUACGGGGAUGGUUAUACUGGACGUGGGCAUGCUCAGCGGGUUCAGUCUGUCUGGAGCUGUUGCACAAACAGGUCUGAUCCGGAAGGUGGAGGCGCUUCCAGAUAAAGUCAUCUUGUACCUGGAAUCGCUGAACAAGACAGACUUUUGCAUCAGGCUUCAGAUGGUCACGCCUUACAAAAUCGCCCAUCUGCAGGAGGCCGUGGUGCAGGUUUACGACUACUAUGAGCCCACGAGGCGAGCGACGAGGACGUACAAGUCGGACGCCCUCAGCAAAACGGAGGCCUGCCUCUUCUGUGGGGAGAACUGCACUCGCUGCCGGGCCGGACUCUCCAUCGUCAGAUCGAACUCCGUCGGCAGCUUGACCUGCAGCUUCAGUUCCCUCUUUCUUGGAAUCGCCGCCUCUUUGCUGAUGAAGUGACAUUAAAAAAUGAUUAUAGACGUUUUAGAAUGAUCUAUAUUAGUAUUGAUUUGCUGAUUCUCCUUUGCCUGGGUGUUUGGAUGUGAUAUAUUUGUGUGCCUUGAAUCUAAAAUGACUGUUAAGAACUGUCAAACUUCAUUUAUCAAUUCUUUUUAUCUCUCCGUGUCUCCAGCACUGCAGUAGAUCUGAGUUGUUGAUAAGAAUAUGAUGUAUAGUUGGAGGCAAAAUAAACCUGCAUCUGAAAGUCAUAUAAAGGCUAAGAUAACGCUUUCUCC
Messenger RNA from Betta splendens (Siamese fighting fish), 4571 nucleotides. RefSeq names its product CD109 antigen-like. NCBI's taxonomy places the organism in Eukaryota, Metazoa, Chordata, Actinopteri, Anabantiformes, Osphronemidae. The coding region runs from base 16 to 4296 and encodes 1426 amino acids. The record is from RefSeq and is a predicted model, not a curated record. Gene Ontology annotation, molecular function: endopeptidase inhibitor activity. Gene Ontology annotation, cellular component: extracellular region. The transcript has 29 exons.